Hordeum vulgare subsp. vulgare (domesticated barley) is the source of this 1284-nucleotide messenger RNA. RefSeq names its product probable carboxylesterase 15. Gene Ontology annotation, molecular function: hydrolase activity. Bases 167 to 1150 code for a protein of 327 amino acids. The record is from RefSeq and is a predicted model, not a curated record. NCBI's taxonomy places the organism in Eukaryota, Viridiplantae, Streptophyta, Magnoliopsida, Poales, Poaceae. The transcript has a single exon.
UUGGGAGAGAGCAGACUGGUAGGUGGCUGAGCACGCUACACACGUGCGCACCAAGAACUCUCGCCGAUCCUCGUCCCCGUCGACAAAACAAGCAGAAAAGGCUCGCCUGCUGAUAUAGAUCUCAGCUCACGACCUCGACGGCAUCGAUCGAUCACGGCCACACACCAUGUCCGGCGGCACGGCACCGCGCGUUGUGGAGGACUUCCUCGGCGUCGUGCAGCUCCUCAGCGACGGCUCCGUCGUUCGCGGUGACGAAGCCGUCCUCCGCACAAACGAGCCGUUGCCGGACGUCACCGGUGUGCAGUGGAAGGACGUCCUGUACCACCCCGCGCACGGCCUUAGUGUCCGCGCAUACAGGCCGGCGUCGUCCGUGGCCGGCGGCAGCAAGCUCCCUGUGCUGGUGUACUUCCACGGCGGGGGCUACUGCCUCGGCUCCAUCGCGCAGCCCAACUUCCACUCGCUCUGCCUCCGCGCCGCAGCCGAGAUACCCGCCGUCGUGCUGUCCGUGCAGUACCGCCUCGCCCCCGAGCACCGCCUCCCCGCGGCCAUCGACGACGGCGCGUCUUUCCUUUCCUGGCUGCGCGGCCAGGCCGGGCUUGGCGCUGGCGCCGACCCGUGGCUCGUGGAGUCGGCCGAUUUCGCCCAGAUCUUCCUCUCCGGCCACUCGGCGGGUGCCAACCUGGCCCACCACGUCACGGUCCGGGUCGCGUCGGGGCAGAUCGCGGUCACCCCGGUGCGCGUCGUCGGGUACAUCCUCCUCUCCGCGUUCUUCGCUGGGGCCGAGCGCACGGCGACGGAGGCCGACCCUCCGGAGGGCGUGUCCUUGACGACCGCGAUGGCCGACCAGCUCUGGCGCAUGUCGCUGCCGGUGGGGGCGAGCAUGGACCACCCGCUGGCCAACCCGUUCGGCCCGGAGAGCCCCAGCCUCGCGCCGGUGGAGCUCCCGCCGGCGCUCGUCGUCGCGCCGUUGAGCGACGUGCUCCGCGACCGCGUGCUAGGGUACGGGGCGAGGCUGAAGGACAUGGGGAAGGCCGUCGAGGUUGUCCAGUUCGAGGGGGAGCAGCAUGGUUUCCCAAUCCGCCAGCCGUUCAGCGAGACGGCCAGUGAGUUGCUGCGGGUGAUCAGGCGGUUCGUCUACAGCGGCAACUGAGCGAUGAUGUGUUGCGAGCGAUUUGCCUGAUGCUUUGCGUGUUGCAUGGCAUGGAAAUCCAGUUACUGAACCUACUGAUGCAUUUUGAUGCUAGUUCUCGAAAUAAAAACGAGCAGAACCGCACUGGGACUUUA